AUGGAGAAAGGAGAAGGAGCUGAAUCAUCUGACAUGAGCUCAGGCUGGGAGAAAAUUUCCGACAAUUCUCAGUCUGGCGAGAGCAUGAACUCAGAAGCUUCGGCGUGGUGGAAGCAACAGGAUGAGAUCGUUAUCUCGGGAGUCUCGGGCCGAUUCCCAAGAUGCGAAAAUGUGAAGGAGUUUGGAGAUAUGCUUCUCGCUGGCGAGGAUCUUGUCACUGAAGACGACCUCAGAUGGCCGCCAGGCUUCUACGAUCUUCCAAAGAGACACGGAAAACUGAAGGAAUUGAAGAAAUUCGAUGCCCAAUUCUUCUCAGUUACACCGAAACAAGCAAACUUUAUGGACCCACAAGUUCGUAUAUUGCUGGAAGCUUCAUGGGAGGCGAUGGUCGAUGCAGGAAUCAACCCAAUCGAUCUUCGCGGCUCCAGAACUGGAGUAUUUGUUGGAUGUUCCGCUUCGGAAACAUCUGGAGCUUUGACGCAAGAUCCCGAAACCGUGACGGGCUACACGCUUACGGGAUGCGUGCGCUCCAUGUUUUCCAAUCGUAUCUCCUACACUUUCGAUUUGCAAGGACCAUCAUUCUCUGUUGAUACCGCCUGCUCGUCGUCGCUUUUAGCGCUUCAACUCGCCAUUGAUGCUAUCAGACAGGGGCAAUGUGACGCCGCUAUUGUUGCUGGUGCUCACCUCACGCUCACACCGACCGCCGCUCUUCAGUUCUUGAGAUUGGGCAUGCUCACGGACAAAGGAAGUUGUCGAUCAUUCGAUGAUUCCGGUGACGGUUAUUGCCGUACCGAAGGAAUUGCUGCUAUUUUCAUUCAACGCAAGCAGAAGGCGCAACGUAUCUAUGCUACCGUUCUUCACGCAAAAUCUAACACCGAUGGAUAUAAGGAGCAGGGCAUCACCUUCCCAUCAGGAGAACGUCAAGCUCAACUUCUCGAAGAAGUCUACACUGAGGCUGGAGUUGAUCCAAAUUCUGUGUACUACGUGGAAACUCAUGGAACUGGAACAAAAGUUGGAGAUCCACAAGAGGCUAACGCUAUCUGCCAAGUGUUUUGCUCCAAUCGUCAAACUCCACUUCUCAUUGGAUCCGUCAAAUCCAACAUGGGACAUGCUGAGCCAGCUUCCGGAGUUUGCUCAUUGGCCAAGAUCUGCUUGUCGAUUGAACGCCAAAUGAUUCCACCAAACCUUCAUUUCAACACCCCUAACCAAUACAUUCCGGGUCUUGUUGAUGGGCGAUUGAAGGUUGUCACGGAACCAACUCCUCUUCCAGGAGGUGUCAUUGGAGUCAACUCCUUCGGAUUUGGUGGAUCGAAUACUCACGUCAUCUUGAAGGCGGCUGACCACAGUGUCCCAGCUAUCGAGCCACCACCAUUCACCAAGAUCUUCACUUACAGUGGUCGUACACAAGAAGCUGUCGAGCACAUCUUCGAAAAUGUCGAAAACAGCCAAGACAAUUUGUACUUGCAAGCUUUGCUCUCGAACCAAGCUAAUCUUCCGGCGAAAGAUACCCCAUACCGCGGAUUCAUGCUUUUGAAUCGCGAAGGAGGACAACCACCGUUGAAGAACAUUAGCAAGGUUUCGAUCACUGAACCAAGACCAAUCUACUUCAUCUACUCUGGAAUGGGAUCGCAAUGGCCCGGAAUGGCUAUUGAGGCCAUGAAAAUUCCAAUUUUCAAAGAAUCGAUUCGCGCAUCGAGCAGGGCUCUCGAGGAGUUCGGAGUUGACGUCUACCAAAUGCUCUGCAAUCCGGAUCCAACUCAGUACCAAAACAACACAUUGAACUGCAUGUUGGCAAUCACUGCCAUCCAGAUUGCUUUGACUGACUGCAUGUUCGCUGUUGGUGUUACUCCGGACGGAAUCAUCGGACACUCCACUGGAGAAAUGGGAUGCGGAUAUGCCGACGGUGGAAUUACUCGUGAGCAGACCAUGCGUCUUGCUUACUACCGUGGAACCACAAUCAGAAAGCAUCCAGAAAUCAAGGGAGCUAUGGCGGCCGUCGGUCUAAGCUGGGACGAAGUGAAGAACCAAGCACCGGCAGGUGUUGUUCCUGCUUGCCAUAAUGGAACUGACUCAGUUACCAUUUCCGGAGAUGCCGACGCCGUCGAGAAGUUCUGCGCUCAACUCAAGGAGAAAGAUAUCUUUGCCAAAGUGGUCGACUCGUCUGGAAUUCCAUUCCACUCGCCAGCAAUGCUCGCUGUCAAGGAUGAAAUGCUUGAGAGCAUGAGAACUGCUGUUCCUGAGCCAAAGCCACGUUCGUCUCGUUGGAUUUCAACCUCUGUUCCAGAGGAAGAAUGGGAAUCUGAUUUGGCUGCCACUUGCUCUGCUGAUUACCACGUCAAUAAUGCUUGCUCUCCAGUGUUGUUCUACGAGGCUAUUCAGAAGAUCCCAGCAAACGCUGUAACGAUUGAAAUGGCUCCACAUUCGCUAAUGCAAGCUAUUCUUCGCCGCAGUCUUCAAAAAACUGUUAUCAAUGUUGGAUUGAUGAAUCGUCCAAGAAGUGAGAAUGACAAUGAGCUCGAGAGCUUCUUGAGUUCGCUCGGAAAAAUCUACCAGGCAGGAGUCAACAUCCGAAUCUCCGAAUUGUACCCAGGAGGUCAAUACCGCGGUCUUGUGCCAAAAGGAACUCCAAUGAUUGGACCAAUGUGGAAAUGGGAUCAUUCCGUCGACUGGCCAACUAUUGAUGGACGUAAUAUGACCACUGCAAGCGGUGGAUCAAUUCCAGCUUCUGCUACUUAUAACAUCGAUCCAUUUGGCGCCGACUCAAAGGAAGCCUACCUUCUUGAUCACGUGAUUGAUGGACGUGUUCUUUAUCCGUUCACUGGACACAUGGUUCUUGCAUGGAAGACAUUGUGCAAGCUGAAGGGAGUUGAUUUCCAAAAGACACCAGUUGUCUUCGAGAACAUCAACGUCUAUUCUGCCACGAUUGUAACGAAGCCAAUCAAACUCGAUGUUGUUCUUACCCCAGGAAAUGGCUACUUUGAGAUCAUCUCCGACGAGCAAGUGGCCGCUUCGGGAAAAAUCUAUAUUCCUGAUGAGAAACAGCCAUUCUACUACGGAAAGUUGGAGGAUAUUCGCACUUCUGAAAUUGCCGAUCGCAUUGAGCUUGACACGGAAGACGCUUACAAGGAGUUCUUGCUAAGAGGCUACGAGUACGGACAAGCCUUCCGUGGAAUCUACAAGACGUGCAACUCUGGAGAGCGCGGUUACUUGUAUUGGACCGGAAACUGGGUUACAUUCUUGGACUCGCUUCUUCAAACCGCUCUGCUUGCUGAACGUGCUGACACUCUUCGUCUUCCAACUCGUGUCAGACAUCUCCGCAUCGAUCCAAAUAAGCAUCUCGAUCAUGUUGUUGAAAAGGACGGAAUUCAAGUCAUUGAAUUGAGAAAUGAUCAUGCCACUAAUGGAUGCAUUGCUGGAGGAGUUGAAUGCUGCGACUUGACGGCUCAUACGGUUUCGCGUCGUAUCCAAUGCGCUGGACAAUUGUAUCAUGAGAAAAUUUUCUUCAUUCCACACUUUGACAAGAACUGUCUUUCAAACCAUCAGGAUGUUGCUGACAAGCUCGCUAUGUAUUCUCUUGUUCUCAAACGCGAAUUGACCAAUGGAUUCACUAAAUGGGAAGAGACCGGAGCUUUGAAGAAGCUUAAGAAUGCAGAAUUACUUGAAACCGCGCUUGCUGCUCUUAAAACUCAUGAUUACAAAAUUGUCAACGACGAAAUGGUGCAGCAUUUCUUGCAUGAUGGAAAAUGCACUGUCCUUCAUUACUUCACCGAGCUAUUCAAACUGGAAAACUCGGAUGACUUUGAAGAACAAGUCACCGCCAAGAUGAAGAGUGUUCGCGUCAUCUUUGAGCUUGACAGACUUUGGGCUGGAGCAAACAUUUGCGAUCGCGUUCUCAAGUCUCUUCAAGAUAUUUGCAUUGAAAACUCUGCUGGUCAUCACGUGAAAAUGUCGGCUGUUGAAUUGGUUUCAACAGAUCAACUUCGCCAUUGCAUUGAGGCGAACACUUCUCAUCCACUUUUAGAGGUUGAUUACUCUGCCGUUGGACCAAACGUCGAUAAUCUCGACGACAACACCUUGGAUCAACUUGGAGCCAAAAAAUACAAGAUCACUAUUGACGAGAACUUCACUGGACACAAUGAAAUGAAGAACCUGGACUAUGUUGUCAUCGAUAAAGUAUUGAACAAGAAAGCUCACCCAACGGCUUAUUUACAAGCAUGCAAAAAUCUCAUCCGCGAUGAUGGUUUCCUUCUUGUUAUUGAAGUUACUUCUCAUUACGAAAUCGCACUCGCCAUUGAAGGCCUUCUUGGAAACGAUGUCGCAGUUGAAGUUGAUGAAAACCGUCGUCAUUACAAAGCGUUCCUUGACCAUGAACAGCUCUUGGAUAUAUUCCAACAGGCUGGACUCCGGUUGUGCAACUUCCAAAGUGACCCAACCAUGAUGACCACUACAUAUGUUGUUCGCAAAAUUCCGACUAUCCCGCGCGAACCAGCCUUCAUUGAUGUUGAUGAUAUCCACGAGUUCACUUGGAUUGAGCCACUCCAAAAGAUUAUUGAGGAACGUUUGAAUGAGCCCGAUUACAAGACAAUUUGGCUUGUUAGUAACAAAGUUCGCAACAAUGGUGUCGUCGGAUUGUCGCUGUGCUUCGUUGAAGAAAAUCUGAAAGCGAAUCGCUUCCGCUCCGCUUUCGACAUGUCCAAUACCAAGGCUAUUCGUGAAGGACCACCGCAAUGGAAACUUGGAGACGAGAAUGUUGAUAAAAUCGUUGAACUUGAUCUUCACGCUAACAACUACAAGGAUGGCGUCUGGGGAUCAAUGCGCCACAUCGUUGUCAAAGACGAAGAGGCUCACGUCUACAAGGAUUGCGAGCACGCUUUCAUCAACACAUUGACAAGAGGAGAUGUCUCAUCUCUUACCUGGUUCGAGUCACCAAACCAAUACUUCGAUGCCAUCGCAAAUAAGAAGGCCUCGCAUGAACUAUGUUCGGUCUACUACGCUCCAAUCAACUUCCGUGAUAUAAUGCUUGCUUAUGGACGAUUGCCACCAGAUGCCAUCCCAGGAAACUUCGCUGAUCGUGAAUGCCUACUUGGAAUGGAAUUCUCUGGAAGACUUAAAGAUGGAACUCGACUCAUGGGAAUCUUGCCGGCUCAAGCUCUUGCCACUAGUGUUAUGGUUGAUCGUGACUACGCUUGGGAGGUUCCGGCCAACUGGAGUUUGGCUGAGGCUUCGACUGUUCCAGUCGUUUACACCACCGCCUACUAUGCUCUUGUUCGACGUGGACAAAUGAAGAAAGGAGACCGUGUGCUUAUUCACGGUGGAGCAGGAGGAGUCGGACAAGCCGCAAUUGCCAUUGCAUUGGCUGCCGGUUGCGAAGUCUUCACCACCGUGGGAUCGACCGAAAAGAGAGAAUACUUGAAGAAAAAAUUCCCACAACUUCAACCGCAUCAUUUUGCGAACUCUCGUUCUGCUGAUUUCGAGUUGCACAUCAGACAACACACCAAGGGGCGUGGAGUCAACAUUGUUCUUAACUCUCUUGCGAAUGAAAUGCUGCAAGCUUCCCUUCGUUGCUUGGCUCGUCAUGGACGAUUCCUUGAGAUUGGAAAGGUCGAUUUGGCUCAGAACUCAUCUCUCGGAAUGUCGAAAUUGCUCGACAAUGUUUCUGUUCAUGGAAUCCUUCUCGAUUCGAUCAUGGACCCAACCGUCGGAGACAUCGAAGAGUGGAAAGAAGUCGCUAAGCUUCUCGAGCAAGGAAUCAAGAGCGGAGUUGUUCAGCCACUUCAUUCGCACAUCUUCACUUCUGACAAGGCUGAGGAAGCUUUCCGUUUCAUGUCUGCCGGAAAGCACAUCGGAAAAGUCAUCAUGGAGAUUCGCCAGGAAGAAAAACAACUCGUUUGCCCGCCAUCCAAGAUUUCGGUCAAAGCAAUUUGCCGUACUCUUUGCCACCCACAACAUGUUUACCUCAUUACUGGAGGACUCGGAGGUUUUGGACUUGAGUUGGCUCAAUGGCUCAUCAACCGUGGAGCUCGGAAGCUUGUCCUUACUUCUCGUAGUGGAAUUCGUACCGGAUAUCAAGCUCGUUGUGUGCACUUCUGGAGAAGAACUGGUGUCUCCGUUCUCAUUUCGACUCUCAACAUCGCUAAGGCUUCCGAUGCUGUUGAACUUGUUCGCCAAUGUCAAUCAAUGGGAUCAGUUGGAGGAGUUUUCCACUUGGCUAUGGUUCUACGCGAUUGUCUCUUCGAGAACCAGAACGUGCAAAACUUCAAGGAUGCCGCUGAAGCAAAGUACUACGGAACCCUUAAUCUUGAUCAAGCAACGCGCAACCAUUGCGAUCGAGAUGCGUUGAAAUGGUUCGUUGUCUUCUCAUCGAUUACAUCUGGACGUGGAAACGCGGGACAGACCAACUAUGGAUGGUCAAACUCGACAAUGGAGAGAAUGAUCGAGCAUCGCCGCGCUGAUGGAUAUCCAGGAAUCGCCAUCCAAUGGGGAGCUAUUGGAGAUGUCGGAGUUAUUCUUGAGAACAUGGGAGACAACAAUACUAUUGUUGGUGGAACCCUUCCGCAGAGAAUGCCGUCUUGCUUGACUUCAUUGGACCUCUUCCUUUCAUGGAAUCACCCAAUUGUGUCGUCGUACAUCAAGGCUGACAUGGGAGCAAAGAAGAGCAGCGGAGGUGGAAACUUAAUGCAAACCAUCGCCCAUAUUCUUGGAGUCAACGAUAUCUCUCAACUUAACCCUGAUGCCAAUCUUGGAGAUCUUGGACUUGACUCCUUGAUGGGAGUCGAAAUCAAACAAGCUCUUGAGAGAGACUACGACAUCGUUCUUUCAAUGAAGGAUAUCAGAACUCUGACGUUGAACAAACUCCAGCAAUUGGCUGAGAACGGAGGAACUGGAACCCAAUCGCUUCAGUCAACCGAGCUUGAAAUGAAGAAGGAAGGAGAACGCGAAGCAGAACUCAACACCGUCGAAAUGCUUGAGAAACAAAUGAACCAAUUGUUCAAAAUGCGUGUCGAUGUCAACGAUCUUGACCCUCAAGACAUGGUUGUCAAGGCGAACAAAGUUGAGGAGGGACCAAUCACAUUCUUCGUUCAUUCCAUCGAAGGAAUCGCGACUCCGUUGAAGCGAGUCAUGUCGAAGUGCACAUUCCCAGUUUAUUGCUUCCAGUCGACCAAAGAAGUCCCGCAAAGUUCAAUUGAAGAUGUUGCCAAGUGCUACAUUCGUGAAAUGAAGAAGAUCCAACCACAAGGACCAUACAGAAUUGUUGGUUAUUCAUACGGAGCGUGCAUUGGAUUUGAGAUGGCUUGCAUGCUGCAAAACUCGGAUGGUCAAGAUUCCGUGGAGAAGCUCAUUCUUCUUGACGGAUCUCAUCUCUAUAUGCAGACCUACAGAAACGUAUACCGUAUGGCAUUCGGAGUUACUGGCGACACUUUGGUCAACAAUCCACUCUUCGAAUCGGAAAUUAUGUGCGCCAUGACAUUGCGAUUCGCCAACGUCGACUACAAGAAGUUCCGUGUUGAACUGCUUCAGCAACGCGGAUUCAAGGCUCGUGUUCAGAAAGUUGUCGACACCGUCAUGACCACCGGACUCUUCAAGUCUCCAGACACGGUUGCUUUCGCCUGCGAAGCAAUGCAUGCGAAAUUCUUGAUGGCGGACAAGUACAAGCCAGCCAGAAAGUUCAAUGGACACAUCACACUUAUUCGAGCAGAACAAGGAGCAGCACGUGAAGAGGACGUCGGACAAGAUUAUGGAAUCAGCCAAGUUUCAGAGGAUUCAAAGGUAUUUGUUGUCGAAGGAGACCACGACACAUUUGUGCAAGGAAAGAGCUCAGCCAAGACAGUCAGCAUCAUCAACGAGUUGAUUCUGAAUAAGCUAUAA
Molecule: messenger RNA, 7866 nt
Organism: Caenorhabditis bovis
Lineage: Eukaryota; Metazoa; Nematoda; Chromadorea; Rhabditida; Rhabditidae
Source: the annotation of a GenBank genome assembly